Messenger RNA from Lycium ferocissimum, 636 nucleotides. RefSeq names its product NADH dehydrogenase [ubiquinone] 1 beta subcomplex subunit 2. Gene Ontology annotation, cellular component: mitochondrial inner membrane. The transcript is spliced from 4 exons. NCBI's taxonomy places the organism in Eukaryota, Viridiplantae, Streptophyta, Magnoliopsida, Solanales, Solanaceae. Bases 139 to 330 code for a protein of 63 amino acids. The record is from RefSeq and is a predicted model, not a curated record.
AACUUUGAGGGGCUUUUGGUUCAUUUCUCUCAAAACAGGCCCAUAACCCGAAUAGUCCAUUAACAGUUUAUUCAGAAAUUUGUAGAAGUCACCGAUCGAUUCAACCACAGCGUUUUCACUGAAGAGAAGAGAAGAAAGAUGGGAGGUGGACAUGGCGUGACGUACAAAGGCAUAACUAUACAUCAACCUAAGCGUUGGCACUCUGUCACCGGAAAAGGCUUGUGUGCCGUCAUGUGGUUUUGGAUUCUUUACCGUGCCAAGAAAGAUGGUCCUGUAGUGUUGGGCAUGAGGCAUCCCUGGGAAGGCCAUGGCCAUGGUCAUGACCAUUAGAUAUGCUGCGGAAGCUGCGGCUGGAUCGUAACCAAUAUGCUCAAUGCCAUUGUAUUUCUUGGAAAACUCAGUUAUCUUUCAAAACAGUUGUGUUUUCUGUUCAAUAAAAAUCCUAUGAAGUGGAGAACUGUUUAUGAAUGUGACUUGAUUCAUAAGAUUCUGUGUUUAAGUUAACUUUGAGCUAUCAUUUUUGUUUCAAUUGAAACUGUUUCGCGCGUUUUUGCAGUUGUAACUUUUCUAUGUUUGGAUUUCCAACUUGACAAUGUAGUUUCAUGUGUUUGGUUUGAAUGGAAUUAUUGUAGAUGA